Melanotaenia boesemani (Boeseman's rainbowfish) is the source of this 3085-nucleotide messenger RNA. RefSeq names its product zinc finger protein 420-like. Gene Ontology annotation, molecular function: DNA-binding transcription factor activity, RNA polymerase II-specific; RNA polymerase II cis-regulatory region sequence-specific DNA binding. Bases 100 to 1431 code for a protein of 443 amino acids. Gene Ontology annotation, biological process: central nervous system development; regulation of transcription by RNA polymerase II. NCBI's taxonomy places the organism in Eukaryota, Metazoa, Chordata, Actinopteri, Atheriniformes, Melanotaeniidae. Gene Ontology annotation, cellular component: nucleoplasm; nucleus. The record is from RefSeq and is a predicted model, not a curated record. The transcript has 3 exons.
AACACCAGGCGGAGGUAAACAAUGAAAAGCUAAUAUCUUUGAGGUAGAAGACGGUUGUGUUGUCGUGUCUCGGCAGAAUAUUUCAGAGUUUCAGCAACAAUGUCUUCAGUUCAGCAUCUGAGAGAGUUUAUCAGCGAGCGACUAACUGCUGCUGCUGAAGAAAUAUUCACAGAGUUUGAAAAAACCAUCGUCCAGUACGAAGAAGUGAUCGAUCGCCAGCGCAGACUGCUGGAUAUCACCUGGAAACCACAGAUAAAGUUAAUCAGAACAGGCAUCCAACAGCAACAUGACCGUGAAGAGGAGGAAGUUCUUGCUGACCAGCAGCUCUUUAAUCAGGAGAUGAGCUCCAGUCUGGACCAGGAGGAACCAGAACCUCCACAGAUCAAAGAGGACCAGGAGGAAGUCCACAUCAGUCCGGAGGGGGAGCAGCUUGUUCUGAAGGAUCAGACUGACAUUAUGGUUCAAUGCAAGUUUGAAUCUGAAGAAAUAGACGUCCCACACCUUCAUCUCUGUAAGGAGGAGGAAGAGGAUCUCACCAACCAGCAGCUCUGUAACCAGGAGAGGAACUGUGGUAUGGACCAGGAUGAACCAGAGCCUCCACAGAUGAAAGAGGAUCAGGAGCAGCAAUCCACCAAUCAGGAGGGAGAUCAUCUUGUUCUGAAGCAGGAGACUGAAACUUUUAUAGUGACUCCUAAUAAUGAGGACGGUGAUCACAUGGAACCAGAACCAAACAGUAACCAGCUCUUCUUUAACAACUCUCUUCUGGCAGAGCGUCAUGUUCAGGAAGCAAACAGGGAUGUUUUCUCAGCGUCUGCUAUAAAUACAGAGCAGGAGAUGGACAGCUCAAACAGAAGCCACACUAACAACAAAGGAAACUCUUCCAGUUCAGACAUUCAUUGUAAAAAUGAUAAAUCUAGGAAGCCUGUGAACUGGGACAUUUGUGGAAAAGCUUUUAAAAACAAGUCACAACUGAAUAAGCAUCACUCUCUGCACACUGGUGAGAAACCAUACCUCUGUAUAAAAAGUUUCCAUCAAAGCAGUAAGUUCACUGUUCACAUGAGAGCUCACGCUGGGGAGGAGCCAUUUUCUUGUAAAACAUGUGGGAAAAGAUUCAGUCUACAUGAAAACUUGACAGCCCACAUGAGAUGUCACACUCAGGAAAGGCGAUGUUGUUGUGAAAUGUGUGGAAAAUGUUUCAGUCGCAAAUGUAAUUUGACAAAGCACAUGAGAAUUCACACAGGUGAGAAGCCGUAUUGUUGUAAGAUAUGUUCAAAAAGUUUCAGUCAAAAUAGUAAUUUAACUGUUCACAUGAAGAUCCACACAGGUGUUAGGCCGUUUACUUGUAAGGUUUGUGGAAAAAUGUUUCGUCAUAGUAAUUCAUUUAAUGUCCACAAGAGAAUCCACACAGGUGGGAAGGUUCAGUCGAAGUGAUUACAUGGGGCCGGUUGUUCAAACAUAAUCCUAGAGGAUUUCGGUUAUCGGAUAGGAUCAGAUCUUGAAAAUGCGUUGUUCAAAACGGAAAUCCAGAUUCUGAAAUCCACUUGGAUCACCUAAUCCAAUCCUGGUUGUUAUCCGGAUAAAACCCUCAGUUCAAAAUUUUGGAGUAGAAUCUGGAUAACUUUGAUCCAAAAAAACAGGAUUAUCCUGAUCCCAACAGAGGGCAGGAUUACAGGGUGGAUUUCAGAAAGAAACUGCGGUCAAACCUAACAGCUGAUCAAAUAAUAGAACUUUUUAUUCGGUAAAUAUGCUUAUUUUUGUGUUUUACACCUGACUUAACCGUUACAGUGAUAAAGUAGUUAACACAGGGACAGGCUCCUAUUAAGUCUUUCAGCGUAGAAAAAUAAAACGGUAAAAUAGCACAAUGUAAAAAUAAAAACAUGAAAUAAACGACCAAACAGAUCCAAUAACAAACACUAAUAUAAUAUUCCAUUUUCCUGUUAUUCAUCACUGGGGUUAAUAAUCAAUAUUCAUAAUCAGAGGAGAGCCUGUCAAAAAAUGAAAUUUCUAACGGUUGCAUCCCUCUCUACACGUCCGUCCCUCAUUCUGACAGAAUGACAGAGGUUGGUUCGGUACUUCCACCCGGUGCGUCACUAACACGCCACAGAGAGGGAGACUCCACAUGGUCGCCGUGUGAUGCAGGACAACACACGUUACAUGCUCCUGCUGGUUCUACUCACAAAGCAUGCAGACCGUCUCUUCCUGCUGUUCUUCACAUGGCCGGCAGCGAACACUGAUCUACAUGCUGGAAAUCCAGAUUACAUGAUCCUGAAAAACAGGAUUCUGGAUCAGGGUGAUCCAAUCCUGUUUUGCUUUAAACAACAGGGAUAAAAGUAAGCCGGAUUACGUGAUCCGCCGUCCUGAAAAAAUGGAUUACGAAAUCCGGAUAGCUUUUAUCCGGAUUAAAUUUUUUGAACAACCGGCCCUUGAUGUUCACAUGACGACCCACACUUGUGAAAAUUUACAGAAUAAAGGAGGGGCUUGAAUGAGACUUAUUACACUGCUUUGCUGUGCAGAUGCAACAGUUGGGAACACAAAACAAAGGCAGCUUCUUCUCCAUUUUCUCAGGGCAGUUUGUUCUUGGAUGCAGACGUUUAAUUUCUCAGAUCCCUCCGAACUUGUUACCUCUACUGCUUACAUCUCGGUUCAGCCAAGGCAGUCUUCAUGGGGUGCAGUCAUGCAGGUUUUAGAUGUUUCCUGCUGCAACACACCUGAAUCACUUUAAUGGGUCAACAUGCUUGAGCAGAACAAGCUGUUGAAGAGAGACAUUUAAUCAGAAUCAGUUGUGUUGGAGCAAGGAAACAUCUAAAACCCACAGGAUUGCAGCCGACAUGGACAGGCGCUGCCCAUCCCUGUCUUACGCUAACCAAGCUAUGUCAUGAGCACAUGUAAGACUAAUAUGAGACUAAAUGAGAUUUGCUUGUUAAAUGUAAAUUAGUUGUGUGAUAGUUGGAAUGCUAAAAUCAUUAGUAUGGUAUCAUUAGCUAAAUCAUUAAAACUCUUAAACUUUCUCACCACACAGCAUUAAUGGCUAUGUUUAUUUCACGUUUGCUCUAUUUUUGUUUUUAAAAGUUUUCUUAUUAAAAUG